Molecule: messenger RNA, 1986 nt
Organism: Penicillium manginii
Lineage: Eukaryota; Fungi; Ascomycota; Eurotiomycetes; Eurotiales; Aspergillaceae
Exons: 3
Coding region: 1-1986 (661 amino acids)
Source: RefSeq, a predicted model, not a curated record
AUGGAGACUACAGAAAAUGUCGAUUCCAAUGUCCACAGAAGCCCCCUGGCGGCCCUUGAGGAUGCUCAGGCUGCCUACAUUCGAAAGCUUGAGGAUCGCCUCGACGCCUUGGAGAACAGAAUGCUCAAUAUAGAGGAGGCUGGGCCAGGGAAUGAUAUCGCAAUAAAUGAAAACGAAUCCUCUAUGGACUCUGAGUCCGACGACUCCAUAAGCAGCGACGGCAGUUAUGUGAAUAAGAAAGAAGGUGUAGAAGCGAACCAUCCACCUUUCCCUCCAACUGUUGCAGAGGUCCGAGGUGUGGAUUUUGUUCAAGCCACUCAUCAUGUCUUCAUGGCAUCAAGUAUACCAGCAAUCGAGUUCGCAAAGUUUCCUGAAAAGGAAAGUGAAGAAGACACGAAACUCGCCACGUUUAAGAAUGCUUUCAAGGAUUUCAGCCCCAAAGAAGCAUUAGAAAUGAUCAAUUCAAAUUAUAUGAAGCCCCAUGACGUGGAUUUGAGGUUGCUGUUCGACCAUAUCAACAUUCUUUCGAUGCCACUUUCUCAAAUACUGUGGUCGAUCUACUAUGACAAAACCUUGCCACCAAAUCAAAUUGCCCGUUUUAAAGAGCAAGAGCGAGCAUUGGAUUCGAAAGCUGAGCCUUCGGGCGAGAUUUACAAGAACAGCAUGCUACUGGACGAGCUCAGAGCAUAUGUACGACUGAUGGAGGAUACUGUCAUGGAAUAUUAUGCUACUUUCAAGACAAAGACAGCAGCAGACAACUUGAAAAUUUACUACGUGGAUAUAUGGCAUUUGUUUGAGCCCGGGGAGAUUAUCUACUAUUCAGAAGCCAAGGACGCACCUUCCAAGAUGGACUACAGCAAGCUCGAGAGGAGUAAACGACCGGACCAAAAACUAUGGAGAGUCUAUUCGAGGCUUCGGUCGGAUGACGGCUGGUGCGUGAAGGCAUACUGCAUUGAUUACGAUGGUGAAUCAUACGUCUGCGUGAAAGAGUGGUUUAUGAUUGAAAGUUUCGAGGGAAGGAAGAGCGUCAAUUCUCUCAGGGUCUAUCCCGUUCGAUUCGCAACCAACGCUAAAAGGCUAAUGGAAGAUGCCACGGAAGCUGGCAGAGGAUUUAUAAAGAACCUAGAUUCUAAACUACUGGGCCAUGAGGGAUGGACUUGGGUUUCGGAUCAAUCCUCUGGUACCAGCCUCAUUUAUGUAUCCGGCGAUGUUGUGAUCGAUUUUGCGGAAGCUUUCAGAGUACAUCCUGACUGGAAGCCUAUUCCUAUGGCACCCGCAAUCUACUAUGGGGGUGGCUGGGGGACGGAUAACGAUGACGAUGACAGAACGAGGUGGUACUGGACUGAUGGUCACGAGCUUAAGUGCAAUUCCGGCAAAGGUGAAUGGAAUGGAAGACAGAUUCGCAACGCAUUCCUCAUCGCCUCGGCGCUCGCGCACUCCGAGAAGACAAACGGUGUUCCAAAAGGCGCCAACAAGUGCGACCUUAGAGCCAAGCAUUUCCGAACGGUCGCGGAAGCUCAAUCUGGAUUUGAAAGAUACCUCUUUGAAACUACUGGCACGACAGAUGAAAAAGCUGCACAUGAUCAAGGUACUCGAGCCGAUCACGUCGUGUCGGCAGACGGCAGAGUCGCACCACAAACACCCGUGCCAACACCGGCACAACCUGUCCAACCCCCAAUUCAUCCAGCUGUUAUGGCGAGUCAAUACCCUUCUCAUCAGCCCCUCACGCCUACGCGAAAUCCCACGACGUAUAACCUCUCACAUUCGCCCAACAAUGUGUAUCUUCAGCAGCCGCACCCACACCCACACCCGCAGCCGCAGCCGCAGCCCCAACAUUAUGUCUAUGGGCAAGCUCCGCAGGAUACAUUUGGUCAACCAUCAGCCACAACAGGUCAUCCUGUGCAAUGGGCACUAACGCCGGGAUCGUCUCAGCCGCAGCGGCCGCGGCCGCAGCCUCAUGUGGCUGAUUCGGAUUCGGAUACUUAG